This is a messenger RNA of Zonotrichia leucophrys gambelii, 2631 nucleotides long. RefSeq names its product epithelial splicing regulatory protein 1 (gene ESRP1). Gene Ontology annotation, molecular function: mRNA binding. The transcript is spliced from 15 exons. The record is from RefSeq and is a predicted model, not a curated record. The coding region runs from base 249 to 2159 and encodes 636 amino acids. Lineage: Eukaryota; Metazoa; Chordata; Aves; Passeriformes; Passerellidae.
UCCCAGGAGUGCAGUUAGUGCGGGAGCGGCUACACCCACCUCGGGGAAAGGGGUGGGAAAGAGGGGGAGCCGUGCGCCUCCCCCGCGCCAGGGCCAGGUCCUUGGGGAGUGCGGCUGCCGCUGGGGGUUCUGCCGCUUGGGUCUCGCUUGGAAGCGCCUGGGGCAAGGAAAGUUUCCGGCUUCUUCUCUUUCCCCUCUUCUCCCUUUCCUUCUUUUUAUCCUCUCUGCUGGCCCGGUGCGGUGGCACGAUGACGGCGUCUCCCGACUACCUGGUGAUUCUCUUCGUGACCACGGCGGGCACCAACGGGGCAAGGUUGGGCUCAGACGAGCGAGAGCUGCUCCAGCUCCUGUGGAAAGUGGUCGACCUGAGGAGUAAGGAGCUGGGGCACCUGCAUGACGUGCUGGUUCGGCCUGACCACACAGAACUGACGGCUGAGUGCCAGGAGAUCACCCAAGUGGAUGUGGAGAGCCUGGCACUGGCUCCACCGCUGGAGCAGGCACUGAGACAGUUUAAUCAGUCCGUGAGCAAUGAACUGAACAUUGGUGUGGGUACUUCUUUCUGUUUCUGUACUGAUGGACAGUUGCACAUUAGGCAGGUUCUACACCCUGAAGCUUCCAAAAAGAAUAUUUCACUGCCUGAAUGCUUCUACUCCUUUUUUGACUUGCGGAAAGAGUUCAAGAAGUGUUGCCCUGGCUCACCUGAAGUUAGCAAACUCGAUGUUGCAGCCAUGACAGAAUAUUUAAAUCUUGACAAGAGCAGUCCAGCAUUUCCCUAUGGAGCCUCUCAAGUUGAAGAUAUGGGGAAUAUUAUUUUAACAUUAAUAUCUGAACCAUACAAUCACAGAUUUUCAGAUCCAGAAAGGGUAAACUACAAAUUUGAAAGUGGACCUUGCAGCAAGAUGGAACUUGUGGAUGACAAUGCUGUUAUCCGAGCAAGAGGAUUGCCAUGGCAGUCGUCUGACCAGGACAUAGCGAGGUUCUUCAAAGGUCUAAAUAUUGCCAAAGGAGGUGCUGCACUCUGUCUCAAUGCCCAAGGUAGGAGGAAUGGGGAGGCUCUUGUGAGGUUCGUGAGCGAAGAGCACAGAGAUCUAGCACUACAAAGGCACAAGCAUCACAUGGGGAACCGAUACAUAGAGGUAUACAAGGCAACAGGUGAAGACUUCCUUAAAAUUGCAGGAGGUACUUCUAAUGAGGUUGCACAGUUCUUGUCAAAAGAAAACCAAGUGAUUGUCAGGAUGCGAGGUCUUCCUUUCAAUGUAACAACAGAAGAAGUGCUGACUUUCUUUGGCCAGCACUGCCCUGUAACAGGAGGAAAGGAGGGAGUCCUAUUUGUCACUUACCCUGACAGCAGGCCAACAGGAGAUGCCUUUGUCUUGUUUGCUUGUGAGGAAUAUGCACAAAAUGCACUGAAAAAGCACAAGGAUUUGCUGGGGAAAAGGUACAUUGAACUCUUCCGGAGCACUGCAGCAGAAGUUCAGCAGGUGCUGAACAGGUACUCUUCCACACCUCUCAUUCCUCUCCCAACACCUCCAAUUCUUCCAGUAUUACCUCAACAAUUUGUGCCUCCCACUAACAUCAGAGACUGCAUACGUUUGCGUGGGCUUCCCUAUGCUGCUACUAUAGAAGACAUUCUGGAGUUCCUGGGAGAGUUUUCUACAGAUAUUCGGACCCAUGGAGUUCACAUGGUUCUAAAUCACCAGGGGCGUCCAUCAGGAGAUGCUUUCAUUCAGAUGAAAUCUGCAGAUCGAGCCUUCCUGGCUGCACAGAAGUGUCAUAAGAAGACUAUGAAGGACAGAUAUGUUGAAGUCUUUCAGUGUUCUGCUGAAGAGAUGAACUUUGUAUUAAUGGGGGGCACUUUAAAUCGAAAUGGCUUGUCCCCGCCACCAUGUAAGUUACCAUGCCUUUCACCCCCUGCCUACUCCUUUCCGGCUCCUGCUGCAGUUGUGCCAACAGAAGCUGCCCUCUAUCAGCCAUCCAUGCUUCUGAACCCACGAACACUCCAGCCCUCCACAGCCUACUACCCUGCUGGGGCUCAGCUCUUCAUGAACUACACAGCUUAUUACCCCAGUAUGCAGCAGAGGAUGGACUUGUACACACAAGUGAUGCGGCCAGGACAGUGUCCAAAGAAUGGAUUUGCCUUUAAAGGCCCCAGCAGUUAGACUUCCUUAGUGAAGAUCCCUCUACCCUUUCUGAUGUUUUGAACAAACACAGCAAGCCUAGAUGGAGAUUUUGAUUGUUUCCAGCUUUUCUGCUUCUCAAGCCAGUUGUGCUCAAGAGAAAAACCACCAGAACUCUGGAAGUGACCAAAUGGAUCUGUUACUGUUUUAAAGUUCAUGGCACAAUUUUCAGACGUGCACACACAGACCACUAAGCCCUUCCCUGCGAGCACAGGUGCUGAAAUUGUGCAAAUCCUUGAGGGUUUCUGCUUGGUAAAGUAUUAAGCUGCUCUUAACACAAAAAUUGUUGAGCCUGAACCUACAAAGUCUGAUCUCUUUUGUUCUUUGAAAUAGCAAAAAAGUCUUUUUUACAUAAUUUUGCGCACAGUUUAAAAUAGUUCUUUGUAAUUCAAGUGGUUUUCAACCUCUAAUUUUUGCAUUUGACAUUUUAAUAAAAAAAAUCUUUUGUCUUGUA